CAAUAAAUGAAACGCUUGCAGCGUAAAACGUAAUGAAUAUAAUGAAUAUAGCAAUGAGUAUUUCAUAAAGUAUCAGUAUAUUCCACACAUUGUGCUCAAUCGUCUUAAUUUACUUUUGUGUAUUUUUUAAAUGGCUGCAGAAAACCACUUCACGUUUUGACCCACCUGGUAGUAUGUUAAGUGCCUUGUUUUACACCAGCUUGAGAGUUUGGCAGUUCUCGCGAGUGACAGUGGUCGCAAAUUGCAUUUGCGACCCGGACAUGUUUGACGCUGUCAAAUCCUAUGUGCUAGUAUACGGAUGCCCUCAGGCUGGCACAAUCUAAUCAAGAACGGAGGCAUCAUCAAACGGAAACUACGCGAGAAACUUUUCGAAGAGAUAAAACUGCGCCGCAACACUCGUGUCAAAAUGGACGAGUUGGGCUGGGUGCUGAUGAACCACGAUUUGAUAACACGUAAUGAGCCAAUCCAACAGCAUGCCAAUGGUAAUCGACCAAAUCAUUUUAAAUUCAACAUGGAGCGGUUGCGAAACCUACUGGAGUAGCACGAACAGAACAAUCAUGCUGAGUUGACUUCCAAAAAGCGAAACAAAAAGCUGCGUAUGCUGGAUGCAAUUUUACAAAACGACAAAGUUUUGAAGGAAAUUGAAGAGAUGGUAGCGGCGAAUCGACUUCUAUCGGAAAUUCGUUAUGUGACUGCGGUGGAACGUAUGCUGAAACACAAUUUGGACCCCUCUUUACGCUGCUGCUUUGUAUGCCGAGAGUAUUUCAACACUGCCGAUGAACUAGUCAAAAGUUCAACGUUCUACAUCACUACAAUGCCAAUUAAUCCGGUGACAAUAUUCACGAUUUGCAACGUAUACCACACAGCCCUAAUCAAAAACAAGAAAAGACGGGUCUAAUAUUUUACAAUAUAGAACAAAUCUACCACUUUCCACGAAAAUCGGAGAACAACUAUAUCGGUUCGACAUGGAAUGGCUGAUACAUAUAAGGAAAAAAAGAAAAAAGGUUUAACUUUGGAAUUCAACAUCCUAUAUUUCCUCGUACCAUUAAGUUCAUGGCGCAUUUGAUGUCGGUCAUCGUAGCUGCUGCUAUGGAAAUGAAGUGAGCAUAUACCUUGAUUUUUAUCUCCAUCUCGGAGAAAAGUGUGGUAAACAAUGUCCGGGUUAUUUUUCGUUAUGAGAACCUUGUUUCCACAUCCUUUUACUGCACAAUAAUACGGCAUCUGAAGUAAAUAAAAUAUUCACAAUAUAAUUUUGGCAUGAUAGAGAACCGCGAGAUGAACGAUUAUCUGUGGAGGAGUUGGACAACAGAUUUCUUAGACUUAUAGCACUUUUAUCACACCCACAUGCUCAUCAAAUCCUCACGGUCCCUCAAAAAUAUUGAAUAAUAUAUACACCCUUAUUCUUGUUUUCGUACGAAUAGAAAACGUUCGAAAGUAUGCCUCAUUCGUAUCCUUGGUUUCGUACGAAAGAAAUCUAUCCAUUCGAACUUUCGAACAUCGUUCGUUCGAACGAAUUGUCCUAUCCUUGUUUUCGUACGAAAGUGUUUUUUCGCCUGUCAGUCAAACGUUAAUGUUGGGUUGCGAAUCAGACGAAGCGUAGAAGAAAAUUCAAUCGAUGUUUACGUUUUUGUGGUUUAUUCAGGUGAUGUGGUAUGUAAAAGUUCAUUUUCUUUUAUGUUUAAUUCUGAAAUUCUAUGUGAUGUGCUUUAAUGUUUAUUUGAAUUACAGUGAAAAAUUGCUGUAGAAGCAGAAAGAAAGACAUUUCCAAUAGAAUAUUUCAACUCUAAAACCUAGACGAAACAGAACCUGGAUAGAACAAUGUCGAAACCAUCGAAAUCCAAAAGCACAAACAAGGAUCAAUACAGCCGACUGGUUGAUCUCUUGGAAGAGCAGCCGGAUAUCGCGAAGGGUUUCGCGAAAUGCAAUGCUUCUCCCUACUGGAAUUCUGUGGCAGCCGAGUUGAACAGUCUUGGGCCACCAACUAAAGAUUCAACUGCGUGGAAAAAGGUCUGGUUCGAUUGGAAAUCGAACACGAAACGCAAGCUAGCCCACAACCGUCGCGAGCAAUUUGCUACAGGUGGGGGUCCUAGUAAGUUUAUUGAACUUACUGCGCUGGAGGAACGAGUUGUUGUUCUUGCAGGACUUGCUCCAGCAGUUGAGGGCAUAGCCGACACUUGCAGUUUCGGGCUAGAACCUAGCGCAAAUCAAUCAAUUCAUGACAGUGGGGAAUCUGCGUCGAUUGAAGAUAAUCGAAUUCCGGAGGAUAGAGCCAAUGAGAAUAAUGAGACGCAUACAUCGAAGAAGAGGAGGACAUCAAUGCACACAUUGCUGGAGACACAAGUGCAAAACCAAGCAACGUUUCAUGACUCGGUCACCAAUAUUCUAAAAUGCUUUGAAAAAAAAACUGCUGAUUUGGUUCAUUAUAACAGACAGAUUUCGAAACAGUUAGAGAACAUAAACGAAACUAUCAACAAUGUGCUGAUGGAAAAUCAGAGGCACAAUCUGGAAUUAGAGAGAAUUAAUCUGGAAAAACUGAAAAUUAAAAAAAGGAUUCUUGAGAUGGAAUUAAGCCGUCUACAAUAGACAUUUCGAUUUUAAAACAAAUGUGAAUGUAAUGUAAUGUGAAUGCUAAGCUAUGUUGUAAUUUAAUGACAUGAAUUUUAAAAGUAUAUAUUGUAAUGUGAAUAUAUUACAUUUUCGAAUGUAAUAGUUAAAAACUACUCGAAAAAUUAGAAGUGCGAUAUCGAAAAUUUAAAUAAGGUUGUACCUUCGUGAGAAAUUAUCACAUGCAAAUAAAAAAUACAUAAUUUCAAAACUACAUUUAUGUAAGGUCUACUUAUUGCUUUGAUAAAUAUAAAAUUCGAACACCAAUCUUUCAGAGUACCAAAAAUCGAUUCUUUGUAGUGUCUUAUAAAAUAUACAAGUACUAGUGUUUGUUAUAAUUUUUAAUAAGAUGCUGAAGAUUUCAUUUUGAUUCGUGUCGCCGUUAUGGUUUUCUGAUUGUUCAAAGCUUUGAUAGCAUUAGUGACGAACCUGAUCGAGUUAAAACUACACAGUUCGAUUGACAAACUAAGAAUCAUUUUUAUUUCCUGUCUGAGCUAUAAAGAUACAGUUCACUUUUCAAUGCUACUUAUAUUAAACAAAGUGGCCUAUUGUCCUAGAUCGGUCAAGUCAAUGAACAACAACACACGUUAAAUAAGUAAUGCUAACAUCAACAUGUGAGAUAUCACGUCACUGACUAGGUGGUAGUUGGUGACUCGGUGCAUGUUUGUGGUCCAACUUGUUAAUGUUUUCAACAUGUGAUACGUUAUGGCGCUGGUACAAGAAUGUAGGUGGUCAGGAUCGUUGCUACUGUUGUUUAAGUUCUACCUGAGUAUUCGUAUAGAAAAUGAAAACAGAAAAACAUUGUAUUUGGAUCAAAUAUUGUUUUUGGUGGGUGCCGCGUUUGCUGACAAAAACAGCGGCGAGUUGAUGAUUCAAUAGUCGGUUUGGCAUUGUUGAAGCGAAAUUGAGUUGACUUCGUUCUACGUUUUGUGACAAUGGAUGAAACGUGGAUCCAAUCCCACACUCCUGAGUCCAAUAGGCAGUCUGCAGAGUGGUUGAGAAAUUUAUUUAUAUAUCCCAUACUAUAAUGCCGGGUGUUCGGGUUCGAUUCCCGUUCUGGCCGGGGGAUUUUUCGUCAAAGAAAAUUCUUCCGGUUUGCUGUGGUCACGCGUAUUCUAGAGCUUGCCACUCCAGAGUACAUUCAAGGCGUGUUAUUCGGCAUAGAAAUCUCAACCAAGUAUUAAUGAAUGACCCUAGUUAAUGCAUACGUUGAGACGGCAAAAGUUCCACAGCGAACGUUAACGCCAUUCAAGAAUAUCAUAAAACCGAUGUUUGUUUUAUCGAAUUACGAUUUAGUCAUAUCAUGAUAAAUAAAAUCGGGUUUUCCCAUUUUAUACAAUUUUAGAUAUAUACGAUGUAUAAUUUAAUCCACGUUACAAACGAGUGUGAUUUAAUCCAACUUUAUAUACAACUUAGAAUAUGCAAGUUAUACGAUUUGAAUCAGUUCUCAAGACAAAUAAUGGAUACUGUUAUGCUGCAAUGAUGGAAAACUAUAGAAUUUACCUCAACUUGAAUAAAUCAUGCGUUUUUCGAUGUAAUAUUUCACGAUAAUAAAUAUAAUUGAAUGUGUUUUAAACUAUACUAUGUAAAUUAAUGUUUUCGUCAGUGAAGGAAAUAUUUAUUUGUAAAUAUUUAACAUAUAUAUGAAGGGUAUAUAAAAUCUAGAAUAUAGGAAUUCGACACUUUAAAACAUCUAUUCAGUUGACUGAACCUCAUCAUUGUCGUUCUUAAAAUAUAAACAUAUAUUGUGCAGGGCACAGCAAAC
Molecule: messenger RNA, 4369 nt
Organism: Toxorhynchites rutilus septentrionalis
Lineage: Eukaryota; Metazoa; Arthropoda; Insecta; Diptera; Culicidae
Exons: 5
Coding region: 1819-2583 (254 amino acids)
Cellular component (GO): nucleus
Source: RefSeq, a predicted model, not a curated record